CGCGAAGAGCACGGCGCGAGUCACCCGCGCUCCUGGUUCUAACUGAUACAUCGCCGGAGCUUAUUGUUUAGCUGCUCGUCGUUUAUCGUCAGAGCCUCUCGAACUGCAGGCUCGUUACAAGUCGACAUUCCGUUUCCCAUUUGUUUGCUCACGAAGCCGAUCCAGGUCAUUUCGGUCGCUAGUCGUUAGCUGCAGACCUUUAUUACAUCAUACCUUUCGCAUCCCAGCAUUCCGAGCUCUCUCCUUACUAUAGUUGCAGCCACCAACACCUAGCCCACCAUGGCAGACGUCGAGAAGAAGGAAGAGCCUGUGGCGACUGAGCAGCACGAGAAUGAUACGGGUGCCGGCGACGAUGGCGACGACGAGGAGAUCUCGGCGAUGAAGAAGAGGGUGGCCGAGAUGGAAGAGGAGGCCGCCAAGCUUAGGGAAAUGCAAGCGAGCCUCGACUCGCAAAGCCAAGAGCUUAGCACCGAGAGCAGGGAUGACGUCGACAGCCGCAGCAUCUUUGUCGGCAAUGUCGACUACUCGGCCUCCCCAGAGGAGAUCCAGGCGCACUUCCAGAGCUGCGGUUCCAUCAACCGAGUCACCAUCCUCCUCGACAAGUUCACGGGCCAGCCCAAGGGGUUUGCCUAUGUCGAGUUCACGGAGCCUUCCCUUGUAGCGCAGGCACUGGUUCUUAACGAGAGCGUCUUCAAGGGCCGGAACAUCAAGGUUUCUCCGAAGCGGACAAACUACCCAGGAAUGAGCCGAGGCCGUGGAAGGGGUCGCGGGCGUGGUGGCUUUGGACGCGGAGGCUUCCCGCCCAGGGGAGGUUACCGGGGCGGCUACCGUGGACGUGGGCGAGGCUUCACGCCGUACUAGGCGUUCGCUCAACUCGGUGGUGUCGUCUAUUUUCUUCCGCCUCUACUGCGCAGGCCUUUGAGUGCUGACGCUAGAGUUCCCAAAGAGCAGUUGCAAAGACGACCCUGUCAAUGGGCUGAUAUUUAUCUGAAUUUUUUUUUUCUUUUUGCUUUUUGUCUUGUUUUUGCAUUCUACGGUGCGGUCUGGGCAGCCUGUCCGCACUACUAUUCUCGAUAAGGAUCGAUCUCUAUUGCAGUGUAUGAUAGAGCAGAAUGUCACGUGAAGAGGAGGAGUCCACGAAACUCUCAGCGAUCUGUGGUCUCAUCUUGAUGCAUGCGCGGACUGACAAAAGAGUUGAGAAACAUGACUGAGAAGACCAUGUCACCGAUGAUGAUUAUUCGGAUGCGGCUGCUCCGGACAAUGGUGCUG
This is a messenger RNA of Pyricularia oryzae 70-15, 1269 nucleotides long. RefSeq names its product polyadenylate-binding protein 2. Lineage: Eukaryota; Fungi; Ascomycota; Sordariomycetes; Magnaporthales; Pyriculariaceae. The transcript is spliced from 5 exons. The record is from RefSeq and is a predicted model, not a curated record. Bases 280 to 861 code for a protein of 193 amino acids. Gene Ontology annotation, molecular function: RNA binding.